AUGGACUUCAACUCCAAUUCUCAGCAUUUAUACACAUUAGAAGAUGUUGCAAACCACAACAAAGAUGGAGAUUUAUGGGUGAUUAUUAAUGGCAAGGUCUUUGACAUGACAACAUAUAUGGACACUCAUCCAGGCGGUAAACAAGUGCUUCUGAAACAUGGUGGUUUGGAUGCAACCAAAAAAUACCUAAAGUACCACAAGCCUCAAACAAUGGCCCGCGAAGGCGAUGCUUUGUGUAUUGGUGUUGUCAAAAAGACAGGUUCUUGGAGGAAGCUAAUGUGGAAGAAAGCAAUGUCAGGACUCUUCGAUCAUUCCUAA
This is a messenger RNA of Penicillium longicatenatum, 318 nucleotides long. RefSeq names its product cytochrome b5-like heme/steroid binding domain-containing protein. Gene Ontology annotation, molecular function: heme binding. The transcript has 2 exons. Gene Ontology annotation, cellular component: membrane; intracellular membrane-bounded organelle. The coding region runs from base 1 to 318 and encodes 105 amino acids. Lineage: Eukaryota; Fungi; Ascomycota; Eurotiomycetes; Eurotiales; Aspergillaceae. The record is from RefSeq and is a predicted model, not a curated record.